AUGGAGAAUGAAGAGCGGAAACCGAAGGAUUUUCUCGAUGAAAAAUACAUCAAACAAGAGCCCGAGGACUUCAACGAUGAAACACUGUCCGAUUCAGUUGAUGAGACAUAUGAAUACAAAUCAGAGAUGAAUCAAUACAAUUCUUAUGAGGAAACGACGGAAAUUAAACAGUCCGAAAGAGAAGAAGAUGAAGAAGAUGAUCCAUACGACGCGUUGCUCACUAAUGAUCCCGUUCAUCGAAAUUAUGAACAACUGAAUGUUGUUCAAAAAUACUUCCUGCAUAAUCAAAAUAGUAUUCCACGUUUCUCGAUUCGUGCAGAUAUUGACGCAAUUGGACCGACCAGGAAACCUGGUCGACCGAGGAAAUAUGAGAUUCCUGACCAUGAUCCCAGAGAGAUCUCCGUCCACCGUAGCUCCAUGGUAGAAGCUGGGAGUGAAUCACAGAAUAGUGGCGAAACAAGAAUAAGUCCCGUUCAAGAACGGAAACCACGUCGUGAUCGAUGCUCAGUUUGUACUAGUACACGAUUAAGAAAGAAGAUGAAAUGCGUGACGGCUGCAGAAGAAAGACUCAUGCUAUUCAUCGGAUCUGUUCUUCAUGGAGAUUUGACCGUCGAGAAAGCCAAAUUGCAUUUGUAUUCAUGCGACCGAAAAUACAUCUGUCGAUCCCAUUUCAUUAGCACUGCCGAGUCGAUUUGCAAGGGGCUGGGUAUCGAGAAUUGUGACAAUGUAUACUCGUGCUCUCCUGAAUUGAUGAAGAAAGUUUUGGCUACUGCCAAUGAAUUUUAUCCGAUAGAUUCUUCACGAUUCAAGAUUAUGGUAGCGAACUUCGCCAAUCGGAAUAAUUAUAUUGUCGAAAAUGGCAAUACAAGCUCAGACGAUGAUUCUAUGAAUAAUUUAAAUUUCAACCAAAGAAUUCAACGACCUCGGAAACCGCGUGUGCCAUCAGCACGUUGUUCGAUUUGCACGAAAUCUGAAGACCGCCGAAAAAUGAAACAGUUAUCGGCUUAUAAGGAGAAGGUCAUUCUCAUGACCGUUUGGUUCCUCCAUGAAGUAUUCACGAUUCAACAAGUCAAAGAUUUCGUUACCGGUCGGAAACUUCACUCCGUGUGCAACCAUCAUUUCAUUGACGUCAUCAGCCGAAUAUUCGAUAUUUUGGGUAUCAAAACGUACGGUGAAAUAGCCAGAUGUUCAUCAGAAAACAUUGAAAAGAUUAUGGUUACUGUGAAUUCAAUUGACCCAGAUAUGCGACCAGCUCAAUUCAUACGUGCCUUUCAGAGAUUUGUCCACCUAAAUAUGAAAAGAAAAGAGUGGUGA
This is a messenger RNA of Caenorhabditis remanei, 1314 nucleotides long. RefSeq lists its product as uncharacterized. Bases 1 to 1314 code for a protein of 437 amino acids. Lineage: Eukaryota; Metazoa; Nematoda; Chromadorea; Rhabditida; Rhabditidae. Gene Ontology annotation, biological process: negative regulation of vulval development. The transcript is spliced from 4 exons. The record is from RefSeq and is a predicted model, not a curated record.